AUGAGUAUGGAAAAGAAACAGAUGGAAUCAAAUUUCCUUAUUGAUUUCUUAAUGGGUGGUGUCUCCGCAGCAAUCGCAAAGACUGCUGCUUCACCAAUUGAAAGAGUCAAAUUGUUGAUUCAAAAUCAAGAUGAAAUGAUUAAACAAGGUUCUCUUGAUCAUAGAUACAACGGUAUUGUUGAUUGUUUUAGAAGAACUGCUAAAUCUGAAGGUAUCAUCGCAUUUUGGAGAGGUAACACUGCUAAUGUCAUCAGAUAUUUCCCUACGCAAGCUUUGAAUUUUGCAUUCAAAGAUAAAAUUAAAGCAAUGUUUGGGUUCAAGAAGGAAGAAGGUUACGGUAAGUGGUUUGCAGGUAAUUUAGCAUCCGGUGGUCUUGCUGGUGGUCUUUCUUUAAUGUUUGUCUAUUCUUUAGAUUAUGCAAGAACAAGACUGGCUGCAGACGCCAAAUCUACUAAGACUGGUGGUUCAAGACAGUUUAAUGGGUUAAUCGAUGUUUAUAAGAAGACUUUGAAAUCUGAUGGUGUGGCAGGUCUAUACAGAGGUUUCUUACCAUCUGUCGCUGGUAUCAUUGUCUACAGAGGUCUAUAUUUCGGUCUUUAUGAUUCCACGAAGCCAUUACUAUUGACUGGUUCCUUGGAAGGCUCCUUUUUGGCUUCUUUCUUAUUGGGUUGGGCUGUCACUACUGGUGCAUCAACUUGUUCAUACCCAUUAGAUACAGUUAGAAGAAGAAUGAUGAUGACUUCAGGUCAAGCUGUUAAAUACAAUGGUGCAUUCGACUGUUGCAGACAAAUUGUAGCUGCGGAAGGUGUCAAAUCGUUAUUUAAAGGUUGUGGUGCUAAUAUCUUAAGAGGUGUCGCAGGUGCAGGUGUUAUCUCAUUAUAUGAUCAAUUACAAAUGAUCUUAUUCGGUAAAAAGUUUAAAUAG
Molecule: messenger RNA, 924 nt
Organism: Kazachstania africana CBS 2517
Lineage: Eukaryota; Fungi; Ascomycota; Saccharomycetes; Saccharomycetales; Saccharomycetaceae
Gene: AAC3
Product: ADP/ATP carrier protein AAC3
Exons: 1
Coding region: 1-924 (307 amino acids)
Biological process (GO): mitochondrial ATP transmembrane transport; mitochondrial ADP transmembrane transport
Cellular component (GO): mitochondrial inner membrane
Molecular function (GO): ATP:ADP antiporter activity
Source: RefSeq, a predicted model, not a curated record